Messenger RNA from Juglans regia (Persian walnut), 1061 nucleotides. RefSeq lists its product as uncharacterized. Lineage: Eukaryota; Viridiplantae; Streptophyta; Magnoliopsida; Fagales; Juglandaceae. The transcript is spliced from 3 exons. The record is from RefSeq and is a predicted model, not a curated record. Bases 165 to 815 code for a protein of 216 amino acids.
AUGCGAUGGUUCUUCCUUCGUCUUAGAUUAUUGGGUCUCAAUUUUAAAGCUAGGUACGUUCUUUUAACGUGAGGUACAGGCGUAGUUGGUGUCAGUUCAAAGAACUGGGCUUGGGGGGGGGGGGGUGGUCCUUUGUUUCCGCAUUCUGAAGGGUAGUUCUUAGUAUGGAUUCGAGGGAAAAAGAUCACUUUGAAGUGGAUAUUGAAGGCGGGGUUAAGUGGAAUAGCAAUAUGGUGAAAUCUGGGGUAGGCAAUGUCGACGAUGAUGAUGUAGAAUUGGUGGUGAUAGAAAGGAGGUUGGGAGGGGAUGAUACGGGAGACCGAGAGGCUGAUGUUGAGAAGAUUUCUGUGGUUGGAGAGAUGCAUAAGAAGAAUGCUAGAAAGCCUCCCAAGCCGCCAAGACCUCCUAAAGGGCCAUCAAUAUUGGAUGCUGCUGAUAGGAAGUUGGUUAGGGAGCUGGCCGAGCUUGCCAUGAGAAAGCGUGCAAGGGUUGAACGAAUAAAGGCACUGAAGAAGAUUAAGGUAGCUAAGGCAUCACCUUUAAACAACAGCGGCCUUUCUGCCAUGGUCAUCACACUUAUCUUCUUCCUCAUUAUAACUUUUCAAGGAUUAAGGUCCAGAAGCAGUGCAAGUGUGAGGUUACAUGGGUCUCCUGAGCCAGCAUUGGCCGCGAGCGAGGGGAUGAUAUCGAUUCAGUAUCACAAGGAUAUUUUUGUGUAUAAACGCAAUGGACCUGGUUCUAUCUCCCUUAGCUUUGCAGAAGAACAAGAUUCUAGUUCAGGUCCAGGGAAUGAAGUGGGUGAAAUUGCUAGAUGAUUCGAAGUCAUUGAAGUUGUGACUAUGAGUGCUCUCACAUGCAGGGCAUCAUGGCUGCUCAUUUACACUUGACAUUUCCUUCCUUUCAAGAUUAGCAGGUUCUAAUAGGUAGCAAAAGUCAGCCUGAAAUUAGAGAUAUUAAUGCUUAGGUUGUCAUUAAUCUAAUUUAGGUGGUUGAGACAAAUAUUUCUCCACACUUGUUUGUAUAAAAGCUGUCGAAAACAGAGUAAUGAUUCUUAACGGUCA